UAGAUGCACCCGUCGCUAGCUAAACAAACAUGGCUGUGCUACACUUUCGAACAACGCAUCUUAAUGAUACUUAGGCAGACGACAAUGCGACGGUAAACGAGACAGAUGCCAAAUGUGACGCUAUAGAUGGAGACUCGUUGCGUUGUGUAGCUGCUUAGCUUAGCCUAGCGUUUUGCGACCGUGUAUACGCGCAGUGAGGCCAGUAGCUCCCCCGGUUGGCUAAUGCAAGAUAGCCAAAAUGGACCUUGGAACAAUGUUGUACAACAAUUUAAAAGAAGUUACGUGGAGCACGACGUCCCUGCCAUUAGAUCAACUCGUCAGCGCAUACAGGCUGCCACAAAUUGCCAAGCUGGACAACGGUCAGUUGGUGGAAGGGCUCAGAGACAAUGACUACCUCUUGAUUCAUUCCUGCCGACAGUGGACGACGAUCACCGCUCACAGUCUCGAGGAGGGCCACUAUGUCAUUGGGCCCAAAAUAGAGAUCCCAGUACACUAUGAAGGCCAGUUUAAGCUACUGGAGCAGGACAGAGAUGUCAAGGAGCCUGUACAGUACUUCAACAGUGUGGAGGAGGUGGCCAAAGCAUUCCCUGAGAGAGUGUAUGUCAUGGAGGAAAUCACUUUCAAUGUUAAGAUGGCUUCGGGGGAAUGUAAUGAAGACACAGAAGUUUACAACAUCACACUGAGCACUGGCGAUGAACUAACAUUAAUGGGCCAAGCUGAGAUCCUCUACGCCAAGACCUCCAAAGAAAAAUCAAGAUUCAACACCAUUUUCAAGAAGAUCGGGAAGCUUAACUCCAUUAGUAAGAUUGGUCGAAGUAAGAUGCCGUGUUUGAUCUGCAUGAACCAUCGCACCAAUGAGAGCAUCAGCCUGCCUUUCCAGUGUAAAGGCAGAUUCAGCACUUGUAGUCCUCUGGAGCUUCAGAUGCAGGACGGUGAGCACAUCAUCAGGAACAUUGUAGAGAAAACUCGUCUCCCAGUCAAUGUCACGGUACCCAGCAGUCCACCUCGCAACCAGCAUGACCUCCACCUCAUCCGUGAGGGCCAUCGCUAUAAACUGGUCAACAUUCAGACAAAGACUGUGGUUGUGUGCUGCAUUCUGCGAAGCAACAAAAUUAUCCCCAUCCAUUUUCCCUUUCAUAUGGCCAUGCCCAGAUUUAUUAUUCCGGAAGAACUGCUGCAGGGAGAGUUGUGGCUAGAUACUAUGGUGCAUCGCUGGUUCUCCUUCUGCCAGGAGCAGUUUGACAUAGACGACUAUUCCCGUGCCGUGCGGAAUGUGCGGACAGACUGGAACGACGAUGGUAAGAGUCCUAAGAAAAGCAGUGGGAAUGGUAGUUGCAGUGGAAGUAGUGGAGGCAGCAGUAACUCCAAUGGGUGUCCUGGUCACAUGCAGAUUCCCAGCUCUUUAACGUAUGCCCGGGAUGAGCUCACCCAGUCCUUCCACAGACUCUCUGUGUGCGUAUAUGGCAGCAACCUGCAUGGAAACAGCGAGGUCAACUUACAGGGCUGUAUGACACUAUGUGGGGAUUGGGCUCUUCUGCCCUCUGAUAGUGUUCCUUCAGACUCUGGAGAAAAUGAACAUUUUUUCCCUGAGCUGCUGGACAGCACAAGCCAACAACCGCCCUUCAACAAGUCAGAUGUUCCAUAUGAGGAGCUGUGGCUGGAUCACCUGAGAGGUCAGAUCCCAAAACCCUCUUUAAGUGAGGGAAUCCGAGGCAUCAACAAUGGCUGCAGCACAACAGCAGCCCUGUCAUACCCAGUCACUUGUCCUCUUGGAGCAAUAACCAGUUUGGAUGUUGCUCUUACUCCACCACCGGUCCCACCCAAAUCUGAAGCUGUGAAGGAAGAAUGUCGUCUUUUGAAUGCCCCACCAAUCCCUCCACGAAGUUUGAAACAGAUGCCAUCGGUGCCCAUCCUGUCAAAGCCUCGGCAGCAAGAGACUCGAUCUCCGAGUCCAACGCUCUCCUAUUAUUCCUCUGGCCUCCAUAACAUAAGUGGAGCAUGUGAAGAAGAAGCAGCUGACCCACAAGAGCAAAGCCACGUGUGCUACCCCUGUAACUGGGGUAAAUCAAACAGCACUGAGCCAAAUGAUAUGUUGCCCACUGGUAGCCUGUCACUAGAUGGGAUGUCCUCCAGGUUGUCUUGGCCAAACAAUUUCAGUGGAGGAGAAUCACACUGCAUGGAGGAAUUCCUACCAGCUAGCUGUCGGAGUUACUACAGUUACCCCAGGAAGAGAUCCCCAAGCACCCCAAAAACCUGUACCUCAAGCCUUGUCGACUUUGAUGGCAGAGAUCACACACAAAGCAGUAAGGACUUCAGGUUGCAGAACACUUCUCUGAAUCAGGUCUGCACAAAAUCUUCGAGUUACAAUUCAGAGGUGUACAGAGACAAGCCAAUAGAAGAAUCUAACACCAAGCAGAGCCUCUCUUGUCCCAUCUUACCCCCGAGAACGCCAAAAUCAAAUGCCAUAAAGAACUGCACAGACUUACUGCCAGUGUCAGCCUGUGACGCAAAGCAGGAAACUUCAGAUUGUUCACUUACUCAACAGGAGCAGAGUACCAAAGAGAUAUAUUCCAUCUGUGACUCAUUGACUCCCAACUGUUCGUCCAUGUCUGCCAGUGCACAGUGGCAGCCUCCGUCCAGUCUGGCUGGCCUCUCCAUUGAAGAGGUGUCCAAAUCUUUGAGAUUCAUUGGCCUGCCAGAUGACAUUGUUUCUCUUUUUGUGUCUGAGAAGAUAGAUGGGAAUUUACUCCUGCAGCUCACUGAGGAGAUUUUGUCUGAGGACUUCAAGCUAAGCAAACUACAGGUGAAGAAACUCAUGCAGUUCAUCAAUGGAUGGAGACCCAAGAUAUAACUAUAGUAUGUGACACUAAUGCCUGCUGUAAAGACAUGCCUUCAGUAUAUAUGCUAUACACACCAAGCCACAAAGAUUUUUUUUUGUAUAAUAUGAAUUUAUUUACUUGUUACUAUAUUGUGGGGGAGAUUGUUGGGUUCCUCUCAACCCACAAAAAAAUAUGUGACUGCUAUUUAAUAACUGUAUGAAGUCAUGUGGCACUUUCAUGAAGACAUUUUCAUGUUUUUCACACACAGCCUACUAGUGUUUAAGUCAAUAUGCAAACUCUAAAUUUAAAUCCAAACACAGAUGAGGAGAGGACAGGAAAACAUAAUUCAGAAUCUGCCUGAUGACACUGAAUGUCUACCAAUUUAAUGAUUUUUAAAAGAGCACAAAUCAGAGAAUGGGCUGUAGUAUGUGUAUUUAACAAACUGAAAACUGUUAAACUGUUUAUAGAUACGUAGUUGCUAAUUUGACUGGAUUUGAUAACAUCCACAACAUUAUCAUUUAAAAAAAUUUAAUUAUUAUAAGCUUACAUCUUGAGCAUGUAACUAUACAGUUACAAUUAGUGAUUUUUGAUGUAUGCACUGUUUUUAGUUGUAUGUAUGGAAUAUAGUCUCACAGUUUUCACAACGUGAUCAAAAGUUACUGAAAGUGCAUUUUUGCAUCAUAAAUCUAAACAGUUGAUUUAGCCUAUAUGCUGCUAAAAUGUAUUUAAAAUUAGAGCUUGACUGAUAUGAAUUAUUUUGGGGGGUUGAUGCAGAUAGUGAUAUUAGGGAGUAAAAGAUUCGUCCAAAGAAAUGUGACCUAUGAAAAAUAUUGAAUUGAUAUUUUACAGUUUAACCACAUAACAUUAGCAUAAGUUAAAACUAACAUUAGUUAAAAUAACUACAAAUAGAAAAUAUUUAGAAAAUAAACAUGUUUACACUGUACUUAAAAAAUGUAUGUGUGUAUUAUACUAUUAUUCUGUAAAAAAGGUUAUGUCAGCAAACAAAUGCAGACACUGAUAUCGAUGAAUGCCUUAAAUUUGUCGGGCUCUAAACAUUUACUUGUGCUCUUUUAAAAAUCAACUCGUCUAAGCUGAUCUUACACAGAGUUGCGUCUGCAUAAGUAAACUCUUGUUUUACUUAUCUACAUGGCAAGAAAUAGAAAGUGCUGUAACUCAAGGGUUUCUGAUUGAUGCACAGUUCCUUUGGCAGUUAAUUGGGAAAAGUGGGAUCGGAGGGCGACCGUAGUAAAUAAGAGUUUAAUUUCUUAUCUUAAUAGAUGUGUGUUGAUUUCUGAAGAUAAAACAACAAAGUCAAUCAGUUUUAAUGUAAGUGGAGCAGGAGCUGUCUGUACAUCUCCUAUCACUUUACAGUGUUGGUUAUCUGUGGUUUUCUCAUCUCAUUUCAGAAGAUUUGUUGCAUGCAUUUAAACCAACUGGGUUUUGUUUUGUCUAUUCUUGGUCUAACAUUCUCCACUACAGAACAUGUUAAGAGUGAGCCAAAUCAAAUGAUUGUCUCUGAAGAGAAGUUGUUUUUCAACUAUUCUCAUGCAAGGUCUUAUUUGUAUUUGAUGCCUUUUUAUAUGAAAUCUAAUUCAUCUACAUAACUACUUAUUUUUACCUAGAAAAAAAAUCUCCAACUUGAGGUUAUUAAUAACUUAAAAUUAAUUGUGUCCUUACUCUAAAAACUAACAUGCAUCAUGCACUUUGGUUCAUUAAUUACUUGCAGUUAGGUCAUAAAAUAUAAACCUAUAAAAGAAGAGUGUCUAUGUGUCGAGGGAGAGUGAAUGCACUACAUACUUUUUCAUAACUAAAAUGGUACGUCUCCAGUGUCCUCAUUGUAUGUAUUACAAGUGUCCUAAUGGAAGAAACAAGUAAAAGCUUUUCUGCGCCUUAACCCAGAGACCUUUAAAUAUAUAUGUGAUAUUUCACUUUAGCUUAAAGGUUUUCAUUUGACCAGUCUCUCGUCAUGAGACUAUGCUCUAACAUCUCAUUUUGAACUGAGGGAAUGUUGUCAAGUGUGUAUCACAACCCUCAGAGACAUGUGAGCUAUUAAAUUUGAUGUGCGAUAAUGAGAAAUAAUGGUUUUUAUAUUUGGUACUUUUUUUUUCUCCUUAUAGCCUUGGUUUAGAGUUGAUUUAUUUAUGCAGUUAUUUAACAUAAUAGUAAAUAUGCACAACAGUUAUUCUUCAAACAUUUGUGUUAGUGAUAUAUGAAGGUGCCUCAGCAACAGCUGCCCCCCCCCCUUACUAUCUGAAGUGGGGUGUUACAUAUUUUACUUGAUAUUUUCUUUUUGUAUGUAAAUGCAAAGUUAUUGUAAAUUUUGUGAUUACUAAUGUUAAUUAUUUUUAUUAUGAAAAAAGCUUAUGUUCAAAUUGUGUCAGAAUUUUAUCCUGAAAAAAAAAAAACUUGGGUUCUACUUGGGUUUAUAAAUCCUUUGCAUUAAAAUAACGGUUAUGAAGAAAAAAAACCUGCCAGCCUCAAUCACAUUACAUGGACAGUGACCAAAAAAAGAUGUUAAUAAGCCAUGUGUCCAGGUUAUUUUUCCGCUUUCUUUGCAACUUAGCCACAGUAUCCAUAUUUUUUCACAGGGAAUGUCUCUUGACACUAUUAUUUUAUGGCCGUUAAUGUUCUAUGCAAGAGCUGUGGUGCUCGAAAGGGACCAUGCGGUGGACAUUGAACAAUGAAGAAACGUGUUAGUGACAGAAAAAGGCAGUGGAGUAUUUACUUGUGUUGUAAUAACCACAGUCUUAAAUUUCAGGAGAAAAACAUGCUGGACAAAGGAAUUUUUUCAUGUCAGUAAUUUUACUUGAAUAAUUCUGAGAUGCAAACUGGGAGCACACUAAGACAAAAAGCCUGGGUCGCAUUGACACACACUGACACACACGCACCACCACCAUCCGCAGGCAGUCAAUGCUAAAAGGUAUUCCAAGUUGGUAAUGUCUGACAGCUGUGGACUAAGGAUUUGAUGAAUUAUUGCCAUUUUAGUGCAAAAAGGAGGGAGGAGGAGAGUAUUGGUCAGAAAUUUUGAGUUAUGAACAGUUUUAUCUUUCAACUUAACUCUUGUUUCCCUAUAAUUGAUUGUAUAUUCUAUUAAA
Molecule: messenger RNA, 5914 nt
Organism: Paralichthys olivaceus (Japanese flounder)
Lineage: Eukaryota; Metazoa; Chordata; Actinopteri; Pleuronectiformes; Paralichthyidae
Gene: garem1
Product: GRB2 associated, regulator of MAPK1
Biological process (GO): cellular response to epidermal growth factor stimulus; epidermal growth factor receptor signaling pathway
Molecular function (GO): proline-rich region binding
Source: RefSeq, a predicted model, not a curated record